UUCUCCCCUGGCCGAGGCCGGCCACAGCCGACAUGGGCUGUUUCUGCGCCGUUCCCGAAGAAUUUUACUGCGAAGUUUUGCUUCUGAAUGAAUCCAAGUUAACCCUCACCACCCAGCAGCAGGGCGUCAAGAAGUCAACGAAAGGUUCCGUUGUCCUUGAGCACGUAUUCCGUCACAUAAACCUUGUGGAGAUAGAUUAUUUUGGGCUGCGUUACUGUGAUAGAAACCAUCAGACGUAUUGGCUGGAUCCUGCGAAAACCCUGGCUGAACACAAAGAACUGAUUAACACUGGACCUCCAUAUACUUUGUAUUUUGGUAUUAAAUUCUAUGCCGAAGAUCCAUGUAAGCUUAAAGAAGAAAUAACCAGAUAUCAGUUUUUCUUGCAGGUGAAGCAAGAUGUCCUUCAGGGCCGGCUGCCCUGCCCCGUCAAUGCUGCUGCUCAGCUGGGAGCGUAUGCCAUCCAGUCUGAACUUGGAGAUUAUGACCCCUAUAAGCACACUGCAGGGUAUGUGUCAGAGUACCGGUUUGUUCCUGAUCAGAAGGAAGAACUUGAAGAAGCUAUAGAAAGGAUUCAUAAAACGCUAAUGGGUCAGGCUCCUUCUGAAGCGGAGCUGAAUUACUUGAGGACUGCCAAAUCCCUGGAGAUGUAUGGUGUUGACCUCCAUCCUGUCUAUGGAGAAAACAAAUCUGAGUAUUUCUUAGGAUUAACUCCAGUUGGUGUUGUUGUCUACAAGAAUAAAAAACAAGUGGGGAAGUAUUUCUGGCCUCGGAUUACAAAGGUUCAUUUCAAGGAGACACAGUUUGAACUCAGAGUACUGGGAAAAGAUUGCAAUGAAACCUCAUUUUUUUUUGAAGCUCGAAGUAAAACUGCUUGCAAGCAUCUUUGGAAGUGUAGUGUAGAACAUCACACAUUUUUUAGAAUGCCAGAGAAUGAAUCAAAUUCAUUGUCAAGAAAACUCAGCAAGUUUGGAUCCAUGAGUUAUAAGCACCGGUACAGUGGCAGGACAGCGUUACAAAUGAGUCGAGAUCUUUCUAUUCAACUUCCCCGACCAGAUCAGAAUGUGGCAAGAAGUCGAAGCAAGACUUACCCUAAGAGAAUUGCACAAACACAGCCAGCCGGAUCAAACAGCAUAAAUCGGGUGACUGUGAACAUGGAAAAUGGAGAAAAUGAAGGAACAACUAAAAUUAUCGCACCUUCACCAAUAAAAAGCUUUAAGAAAGCAAAGAAUGAAAACAGCCCUGAUACCCAAAGAAGCAAAUCUCAUGCACCGUGGGAAGAAAAUGGCCCCCAGAGCGGACUCUACAACUCCCCCAACGACCGCACGAAAUCCCCCAAGUUCCCCUACACGCGCCGCCGAAACCCUUCUUGUGGGAGUGACAAUGACUCUGUACAGCCUACAAGGAGGAGAAUGCUGGAAGCCGGGCUUAUAUUUCCUAGGCAUGAGAUUAGAGAAUCUCACUGUAAGAUGUGGACAGAUACAAGGGAAAAGGCCUACAGGAAAGCCCAUAACAGUGGUGAAGACUCAGAUCUAAAGCAGAGAAGGAGGUCGCGCUCACGGUGUAACACAAGCAGUGGUAGUGAAUCAGAAAAUUCUAAUAGAGAACACCGGAAAAAGAGAAACAGAAUACGGCAGGAGAAUGAUAUGGUUGACUCGGCGCCUCAGUGGGAAGCUGUAUUAAGGAGACAAAAGGAAAAAAACCAGGCGGACCCCAACAACAGACGGUCCAGACACAGAUCUCGCUCGAGAAGUCCCGAUGUCCAAGCAAAAGAAGAGUUAUGGAAACAUAUUCAAAAGGAACUUGUGGAUCCAUCUGGACUGUCAGAAGAACAAUUAAAAGAGAUUCCAUACACUAAAAUAGAGACUCAAGGUGACCCAAUCCGCAUCCGGCAUUCUCAUUCACCACGAAGUUACCGCCAGUAUCGCAGGUCCCAGUGUUCAGAUGGAGAGCGAUCCGUUCUCUCGGAAGUGAAUUCAAAAACGGAUCUUGUACCUCCACUUCCUGUGACCCGUUCUUCUGAUGCUCAGGGUUCUGGUGGCUCCACGGUUCAUCAGGUAGGUAAUAAUCAAGUUCUAAGAAGGUGUUGUACUGAUGACAAGAUUCUGUGUUUAAAAAAAACAAAACAAAACACAGACUGUGGAAGGAGAAGGAAGGAAGGGUGUGUGAUCAAGACAAGGCACAAUCUGGGAAGAGUUAUGUUAGAAGUGAGAGCUAGAGGUAGUGUAAGGUCUAAAAUGAUCUGAGGCUUGGGGUAAAGCCAGUGAUAACAAGGAUUGUAAGAUUAUUUGGAGCCAGAAUAAAGAAACAAUGGCUUCACUAAUUUAAAAAAGUAUGUCUAGAUUUUUUUUUUGGCCAGAGAAAUAGGGGUAAAGUGGUAGACUCAGAGGAGGCGCAUGUUCUAUUGUUAACUGAUGGCAGACAGAGGAUUACUCAAGUCCUGUUUUAUUUUUGUCUUCACCAUCAAAGAGAAUUACUUUUCUUCUGGAAAUGUUUGAAAGAUGUAGUCAAAGGGGAAUUCAAGGACAUGGCAAAGCAUCUAGCUGCCUUUAACAAAAUCAGUUUCACAUUCAGCUGAAUUAGACAGCUAUAUCAGGGAGCACUGGAGCAAGCGUAUUUCAGCAAGGUGUGUGUUUGACAUCAUCUCUCACUAUAUUUUUUUUAAUGCGACAGAAAAACAUGGAGGCUGUAUAAGGUUGUUGGAUGGAUGGAUCUCUGUUUAAAUAAUAGCUCUAGAAACAAACUUGAUGUUUAUAAUGGAUCAGUAUCAGCCUGUUGUUUGCAGUAGAUUGUUUGGAUUGUGGAUCCCUUUGAAAGGCAGUUAUAACUACUGUCUCUUCCCCAUAAAAAUGCAUAUAAGCAUAUAGUUAAUGCAUGUAUGCAUAUAAUUAAGGAAUUCCAUGGACAACCCAAGAACCCUGACUCCAGUGUAUUCAUCAUGCAUUGCCCUGUGCUUACCUUGAUUGAUUUUUGUCAAUGACUUGAGCAAGACAGAAAAUGCCUGUGCUAAUUUAAGUUAGGGUCCCUAGGAAGAGAUUCUGUGAUGGAGGUUUGCAUGGAGGAAGUUUAUUGGAAAGUGUUCUUCGGAUCAACACCCACUUGUUGGGGAGUAAAAGAUGGGAAAGAGUUGAACUGGGUGGUAUAGUCCCAAUAAAGGCAUCAGAUGAUCCCAUGGGGACCUCUGGAGAUAGCCCUUCUGAUUCAUCCCACCUGGAGGCAAGCGGGCUGGGCCUUAAACACUCACUGUGUAGCAAGUGACUGGAUAAAGGGUGCCCCUGGGAGGGUGCAUGACCUUGAAUGAGGUGGCUCUCUUCAGCCCAAGGCGGUUCCUGGGGAGGGGCUCAGUUUUGAGCUGUAUGGAAGCCAAUUCUCCUAGCUGCUGGGGAAUGAAUGCCUCAGUCUGGAACGGAGAUCUGAGUGGUUAACCACAACUUCCACUAAAAUCUGUGUAAUUUUUGAUUAGAUAAAUCUGGGAGAGCUAAUAGGUUAUCCAAACAGACGAUUUGAUUCAAGUCAAUAGCACUUAAAAAAAAUUACAUUCAUGAUUAGUUUAGGCUUCACAUUCAGAUAGGACCUGCAUUGGUUGGUGCCUCCUUGUCUCCACACACCACUAUGUGACUCUGAACAUUGUUUAACUUCUAAGACUAAAUUUUUUUGCAAUGUAGAUAAUAACCUACCUCUUAAAGUUGCUGGGAAGAUUAAUAAGCGCUGUUACUUUUCAGAGCUCUUUUUUUUGGUCUUAAAUUUAAGUUGGCUUCAAUACAAGUGGGGAUUUCAUGUAUUUUUGCUUUUCCAACUACUGUAGACUCUCUAAUCACUUUCAUUUAGGAAUCUCAAAAAACUUAAAUGAUACCGAUGAAAUGUUGAAAGAAUAGCUGUCACUUUGCUGCAUACAAGAACAACUCACAUGCAUCUUCUGAUCAAUGGCACUGAUUUUAAGCUUAUCUCUGGGACAGAAUUCAAGCUUUGAUUUUGAAUUCAACUAUCUAAUGAGCACAUCUAAGGAGUGACAAGGCACUCACUGGGGCAGUCAGUAAACUACAGCCCAUGGGCUAAAUUUAGUCUGUAGCCUGUUUAUGUACAGCCCAGGAACUGAUAACAUAAAAAUAAUAAAGUUGUUUUUAUGUUUUUAAAGGGUUGCCUGCAGGGAGGGAAAAAGAAUAUGCAGUAGAUUCACGUUGUAGUCUAUAAUCUGGCCCUUUAACAGAAAAUGUUUGCCGACUUCUGGCAAUGACACAUAAUACAUAGAGGUAAACAGGUAAAACAAUUAAAAAAAAAAGAAAAGAAAAACUAGGUAAGCAUUAUGAAGAAACAAAGGUCUGAGUUAGAAAAUGAACAUAUGACUUCACUUUAGAAAGGUAGGGUGAAGGCCAUCUCAGAAAGUGAGAUGUAAAGCCGAAACUUGCAGGUGAGAAGGAGCUAAACAUGUGAGUAUUCCUGGAAAGCUGAUGGAAGCAGAAGGAAAAGCAUGGGAAAAAAUGCGGAGGCUGGAAAGGGGCUGGGUGUUUGAGGUCUGAGUAGAGUGAAGGGGAAGGAGGGCCAAUAAUGCAAGGUCUUAGAUGUCAUGGGAAAAGAGUUCGUUUGGAUUUUAUUCUAGUUUAUUCUAAGUGCCAAAAGGAAACAGCUGAUCUGGUUGCCAUGUGGAGAAAGGACGCAAGUGACAUGGAAAAGUGGGAAAGUUGCAUUUCCUAAAUUCCACGAUGAUGCCAGAGUUCUGCCAGUGGCCUGGCCUGGCAAUACCUCACCUCACUUUUUCAUGCAGAUGCGUGGUAAAAAUGGGGUGGAUUAGGGACUUUGAUUCAUUUUCCUUAUUCCCUUAAGGUUUGCAGGCAGAAGAGAUAGGUUCAACCCUUAACACACUUAAAACGUAGUGAUUUUUCUGUUAUUAGCUCUCUAUUCCCCUUCCCUGACUCUCUCAUGCUCUGGUGUCCUCCUCCUACCUCUGGU
This is a messenger RNA of Hippopotamus amphibius kiboko, 4944 nucleotides long. It is a transcript of the gene EPB41L4A, whose product is annotated as erythrocyte membrane protein band 4.1 like 4A. Gene Ontology annotation, cellular component: cytoskeleton. The record is from RefSeq and is a predicted model, not a curated record. The coding region runs from base 33 to 2243 and encodes 736 amino acids. Lineage: Eukaryota; Metazoa; Chordata; Mammalia; Artiodactyla; Hippopotamidae. The transcript is spliced from 23 exons.